CCUCUCUCUCUCUCUAUCACUUCUCCUUAUAAGGACAGGCUCCGCCUCCGGUGAUGGCGUCAGACUUGUGGGGUUUUGGCGUUUAGUCCUGGGGGACCGCAGGGCUGAGACUUCUUUCCUUUCCCCUCAUCACUUUAUCUCGCUUCCUUGCCCUCCUCUCCCUGGCCCUCCCCCCGCCAUGGUCUUGAGGGACAGGAAGAGGAUUAUUGGCGCUUCUUGUCCCUGAGCGGGGUUUGAAGGUGGGAACAAAACCCGCAUGGUCUCCAGAGAAGAACCCAGGUGGCUUGCUGGGAUGUUUCAGGACCUCCUCCCUCCAGGGGCCCCGGCCGGCCUGAAGGAGGAGCCGGCGGCGGGGCGCUCCUGGAUCCACGGCGGCGGCGUGCUGAACGCCUCCUCGGCCGCUCACAGCGGGGCAGCGUUGUCGAGAGCUCACUUUGAGAAGCAGCCGCCGUCCAAUCUGAGAAAGUCCAACUUCUUCCACUUUGUGUUGGCGCUGUACGACCGCCAAGGACAACCUGUGGAAAUCGAACGCACGGCUUAUGUGGACUUUGUGGAAAAGGAGAAGGAACCAACAACAGAAAAAAGCAAUAAUGGAAUUCAUUACAAACUCCAACUUCUCUACAGUAGUGGGGUGAGGACAGAGCAGGACUUGUACAUCCGACUCAUUGAUUCAAUGAGUAAACAGCCGAUCAUCUAUGAAGGUCAAGACAAGAACCCAGAGAUGUGCCGAGUUCUGCUCACUCAUGAGAUCAUGUGCAGUCGCUGCUGUGAUAAGAAAAGCUGUGGAAACCGAAACGAGACACCGUCAGAUCCUGUUGUCAUCGACAGGUUCUUCCUCAAGUUCUUCCUCAAGUGUAACCAGAACUGUUUGAAAAAUGCUGGCAACCCACGAGACAUGAGGAGGUUCCAGGUGGUCGUGUGCACCACCGUCAACGUCGACGGACAUGUUCUCGCCGUCUCCGACAACAUGUUUGUACACAACAACUCCAAACAUGGCCGCCGAGCUCGCCGAUUGGACCCAUCUGAAGCAGCAAGUCCUUGCAUCAAAGCCAUCAGUCCCAGUGAGGGAUGGACCACAGGCGGAGCAACACUCAUCCUCAUUGGAGAUCACUUCUUUGAUGGCCUUCAGGUGCUCUUUGGGAGCAUGUUGGUGUGGAGCGAGCUCAUCACCCCCCACGCCAUCCGUGUGCAAACUCCGCCCCGUCACAUCCCAGGUGUGGUGGAGGUGACGCUGUCCUACAAGUCCAAACACUUUUGCAAGGGGACACCUGGACGCUUCGUCUACACAGCGCUGAAUGAGCCCACCAUUGACUAUGGCUUCCAGAGGUUACAGAAGGUCAUUCCUCGUCACCCUGGAGACCCAGAGCGGCUGCCUAAGGAAGUGCUCCUGAAGAGAGCCGCUGACAUGGUGGAGGCGUUGUAUGGGAUGCCUCAUAGCAACCAGGAGAUCAUCCUGAAGCAAGCGACCGACAUUGCCGAGGCACUCUACAGCGUUCCUCGGAACCACAACCAGAUCCCGUCGCUUGGAAACUCAGGUUCGCACGGCAUGAUGGGAGUUAACUCCUUCAGUGGCCAGCUGGCAAUCACCGUCUCUGACACAAGUCCAGUCGGGUACAGUCGCAACACCAGCAGUGUGUCACCCAGAGGAUACGCCCCCAGCUCCGCCUCCCAACCCAGUAACUAUGGCAACAACACCACCUACGGCAACGCUUCCAUGGCAAACCUCGGCGUGACGUCUUCGCCAAACUUCCUCAACGCAUCGUCUGCCAGCUCACCCUACGGCAUUGUUGCGUCCAGUCCCACAAUGGCGGGGUCCAACUGUAGCUCCUCCCACAGCACCUUUCCUUUCUCUACCGCCGUGAAACAAAAGAGCGCCUUUGCUCCUGUGGUCAGACCCGCAACACCCCCUCCCCCCCCUCGGACCUGCUCCGCCAACAGUGGCCUGCAAGCCAUUUCGGGGCUCGUCGUCCCGCCGAUGUAGAAAAUGGCGAGCACGAAGGAGGCGUGUUUCCAGAUGUCUGUGGGCGUGGCUUCAGGCUUCGGCUGACCAAUGAGAGCGGUCUAAACAUUGAGAUGACCACCGCCCAUACUUUCUUGAUAGACGUCCAUAAUAACCUUGUCCAAUGAAAGUCCCGCCUCUCACCAUGAAGCUCCGCCUCUUGCACUUCAUGUAAAUGUUUCUGUAACUUAUUUUCUCACAACACUGUUGUCCAAAUUCGUGUGUGUGUGUGUGUGCACAUUUGUCAAUCAAAGAUGAGGUCCAGUCCACUUUGUCGUGCUUUUAAUUGUGGAAUUGUCAUGUUUAUUCAAGGAUUGUUCAUGUUUUCCUU
Molecule: messenger RNA, 2330 nt
Organism: Nerophis ophidion (straightnose pipefish)
Lineage: Eukaryota; Metazoa; Chordata; Actinopteri; Syngnathiformes; Syngnathidae
Product: transcription factor COE3-like
Exons: 16
Coding region: 257-1981 (574 amino acids)
Biological process (GO): regulation of transcription by RNA polymerase II
Molecular function (GO): RNA polymerase II cis-regulatory region sequence-specific DNA binding; DNA-binding transcription factor activity, RNA polymerase II-specific
Source: RefSeq, a predicted model, not a curated record